Molecule: messenger RNA, 1804 nt
Organism: Beta vulgaris subsp. vulgaris (sugar beet)
Lineage: Eukaryota; Viridiplantae; Streptophyta; Magnoliopsida; Caryophyllales; Amaranthaceae
Product: cytochrome P450 94A1
Molecular function (GO): monooxygenase activity; oxidoreductase activity, acting on paired donors, with incorporation or reduction of molecular oxygen; heme binding
Source: RefSeq, a predicted model, not a curated record
UUGAUCUUCAAACCAUCAUCUUUUUCUUUCUUAUCAAUGAACUUCUGUAUCUGAUUUACUAUAACAUAGCAGCAAAUUCUAGCUAUAAAUCAUGUUUGAGCUUGAAAACUUCAAGUUGUUAUACCCAUUGUUACUAAUCAUCCCAUUUCUUUUCUUAUACUUCAUCAAGUUUUCAUCCUCUCAAACAAAAAGAACUUGCCAAUCUACAAGCUUUGAGUUCCCCAAAGCUUACCCUCUAAUUGGCCAUUUGCUAGCAGUCUUGAAGCACAAGAACGAGAGAUUACGAUGGCUCACGAGUCUCGUACACAACUCCCCUACCUUCACCUUUGUCAUCCACCGGCUAUUGGGACAAAAGAGCAUCUUGACGGGCAAUCCAGCCAAUGUGCAGCACAUCCUAAAGACGCAGUUUCCAUUAUACGAAAAAGGCCCUCUCUUUAAGACCAUUCUUCAAGACCUCUUAGGAGAUGGCAUAUUCAAUGUUGAUGGUGAGAUGUGGAAGUUUCAGAGGCAGAUUGCUAGCCAUGAAUUCAGCACCAAAUCUUUACGAAACUUUGUCGAGACUGUCGUUGAUACCGAGCUUUCAGAUAGGUUGAUCCCAAUCCUGUCUGAUGCUGCUAAGAAUAAGACAGUACUUGAUCUUCAGGACAUACUUCAGAGGUUUGCAUUUGACAAUAUUUGCAAGAUUGCUUUUGGGUAUGACCCAGAAUACUUGUCACCCUCUUUACCACACUCUAAAUUUGCUGCUGCUUUUGAGGAUGCUGUGAUGAUUAGUACUCAGAGAUUCAGAACAUUUUUCCCUAUUAUAUGGAAAAUCAGAAGAUUUCUGAACAUCGGAUCAGAAAAGAAGCUUAAAGAAGCAGUUUCAGAGAUAAGAAACUUUGCUAAAUCCCUUGUUAGUCAGAAAAAACAAGGAAUGUUGAAGAAUUUGGAGGGUUUUCACUCAUCAGAAUCAGAGGAUUUACUGUCAAGGUUUCUAAAAUCAGGCCACUCUGACGAGAACUUUGUCACUGACAUUGUUAUCAGUUUUAUACUCGCUGGCCGAGACUCAACAUCGUCUGCUCUAACAUGGUUUUACUGGCUCCUAUAUAAGAAACAUGUAGAAGAGGAAAUCACAAAAAUCAACAAAAACAGAGGAAAACAGAGCAAUAAAACAGAGCAUUCCUCUGUUUUAGAAGAAGUUAAAGACAUGGUUUAUAUUCAUGCUGCAUUGUAUGAGAGCAUGAGGCUAUACCCACCCGUCCCAAUAGACACCAAGCAGGCUAACGCCAACGAUGUAUUACCCGAUGGCACGCGAGUGGAAAAGGGUUCUUGGGUAACAUAUCACCCUUAUGCUAUGGGAAGAAUGAAAAGUAUAUGGGGGAUUGAUUGGGCUGAAUAUAGGCCAGAGAGGUGGCUAGAAGUUGGUACAGGGGAAGUGAAGUGGAAGUUUGUGCCUAAGGAUCCUUAUUCGUACCCAGUUUUUCAAGCUGGGCCUCGUGUUUGUCUUGGUAAGGACAUGGCAUUCUUGCAAAUGAAGAGAGUGGUGGCUGGCAUCUUGGAGAGGUUUCGGGUUGUUCCGGUGGUAGACGAUGGAUUUGAGCCUGUUUACAUUCCUAAUCUGACUGCCAAGAUGCAAGGUGGUUUGCAAGUGAGGUUUGAAGAGAGGGUAGAAAUAGAAUGAAUGAAUGAUCCAACUCCAUGUUCUUUUGAAUUAUUUACCCGCCUCUUAUUGUAUUUUUCUUAUGUUUCUUCGGAAAAUGUCAUAUAAAUGAAUGGUUUGUUAAGUUAAUGAAGUAUAAUAUAUAUUGAGUUUGAAUGUUGGUAA